Molecule: messenger RNA, 324 nt
Organism: Blepharisma stoltei
Lineage: Eukaryota; Ciliophora; Heterotrichea; Heterotrichida; Blepharismidae
Source: the annotation of a GenBank genome assembly
AUGAAGCUUGUGCGAUUCCUCAUGAAACUUGUAGGAGAGACUGUGAUUAUUGAGCUGAAAAAUGGGACUAUUGUGCAAGGGACUGUGAUUGGGGUGGAUAUCAAUAUGAAUACUCACUUAAAAACAGUAAAACUCACACUUAAGAAGAAAAAUCCAAUUUUGAUGGACCAUCUUACAAUUAGAGGGAACAAUAUAAGGAACUUUGUGCUGCCCGAGAGUCUCCCGUUGGAUACUUUACUUAUUGAUGAUAUGCCAAAAAUAUCGAAUAAGCAAUCAGUUAUCGCAAAAGCAAAAUCUAAAGCCAAGAUUGCAAAGACCCACUAA